GGCAAUGUUGUGAUACGGUGUCGUGUCAACCGCCAAUAACGGUAGAUGAAGUGUGUACUUUUAAGGCUGUCUUCAAAGAAGUGAUGUGGCGUGUUACGAGAAGAUACUAAGAAGAUAUCUAGAGGAGGAGGAAUAAGCGGGUCUUGUUUCGGAAAGUUUUUUCCUGCUGCGAUCAUGGCUUCAGAUACCGAUGUCAGUCUCCUGGUCAUCGUCGUGGAUGUAAAUCCCAUAUGGUGGGGCCAACAAGCUCACCGUGAGCCCGAGUUCACUCUGGCCAAGUGUCUGGAUGCAGUGAUGGUGUUGGGUAACUCACACCUGGCAAUGACCAGAUCGAACAAGCUCGCUGUCAUUGCCAGCCACUGUCAGGACAGUUACUUCCUGUAUCCCACUAAGAAAUCUGCAGACAAUGGUGGAGAUGAAUCUUCCAGUGGAGAUGGCAAGUAUGAACUGCUGUCAGCCACUAACAACCAGAUGGCAGAGGAGAUCAGGGAAAUCCUGUCAAAAACUGAAGUGAGGGGAAACUCCACAGACACUCUGUUGGCUGCAUCUCUUGCCAAAGCUCUCUGCUAUAUUCACCGGGUUUCUAAAGAGCUGGAAGUUGGGCAGGAGAUGAAAUCAAGAAUAUUGGUGAUAAAAGCAGCUGAAGACUGUGCCCUGCAGUACAUGAACUUUAUGAAUGGCAUUUUUGCUGCUCAGAAACAGAACAUCUUGAUUGACGCCUGUGUGUUGGCAUCAGACUCAGGUCUCCUUCAGCAGGCAUGUGAUAUAACAGGAGGACUGUACCUCAAGUUACCACAGAAAGUUGCCUUGGCCCAGUAUCUUUUGUGGGUUUUCCUUGCCGACUCUGAGCAGCGGUCACAGCUAGUGUUGCCACCAACAGCACAUGUGGAUUACAGAGCGGCGUGUUUCUGUCAUCGCAACCUCAUCGAGAUUGGUUACGUGUGUUCCGUCUGUCUGUCCAUUUUCUGCACAUUUAGCCCCAUCUGUACAACCUGCGAGACUGCCUUCAAAAUCCAGCUGCGACAGAUGGUCAAGCCCAAGAAGAAGAAGCUCAAGCAGCAGAUGUAACUUUUGAUUCUUGUAUGAUUUUUUUAAAGGUAGUUUGUGCUCUGUUCGUAUGAGAUUUAUAAAAAGUUUGAAAAUUGAACAACUAGAUGAAAAACGUAAACUUUCAGAAGACAUAGAUGGAAACUGACACUUGUUCCCAUAAUAUUUUGAUAAUUACAGUUUUAUCCUGUUUACCUCAACACAUUUCAUUAUAUUUACACUUAUUUCAUUUGUUUUGCUCUACAACAAUGUGUAUACAUAAGUUCUGUUGUUCAUUUUCAUAAUAACAGAUGAAAUGGAUAUUUCUGUGAUUAAAGAAAAUUUACUGAACCUG
Messenger RNA from Cynoglossus semilaevis (tongue sole), 1381 nucleotides. It is a transcript of the gene gtf2h3, whose product is annotated as general transcription factor IIH, polypeptide 3. Gene Ontology annotation, cellular component: transcription factor TFIIH holo complex; transcription factor TFIIH core complex. Gene Ontology annotation, biological process: regulation of DNA-templated transcription; nucleotide-excision repair. The transcript has 14 exons. Lineage: Eukaryota; Metazoa; Chordata; Actinopteri; Pleuronectiformes; Cynoglossidae. The coding region runs from base 175 to 1068 and encodes 297 amino acids. The record is from RefSeq and is a predicted model, not a curated record.